Dictyostelium purpureum is the source of this 843-nucleotide messenger RNA. RefSeq lists its product as uncharacterized. The record is from RefSeq and is a predicted model, not a curated record. Lineage: Eukaryota; Evosea; Eumycetozoa; Dictyosteliales; Dictyosteliaceae. The transcript is spliced from 3 exons. The coding region runs from base 1 to 843 and encodes 280 amino acids. Gene Ontology annotation, biological process: autophagosome assembly.
AUGAAUAUUCCAAUUAAUCAUAUGAAUAUAAUAGUGAGGAUACCGGGAAAGAGACCAACAAGUGUAAGUUGGGAUACAGAAAAGGAUAAUUUAUUGUGGAGAUUCAUAUCUCUGCAUUCACAACCAAACGAAAUAGAUUGGGAAUCGAUUUCUUCAAGAUUAAAUAUAUCAGAAAGCGAAUGUAAAUUAAGAGCCUCUCAUUUAUACAAACAACAAUUUAUGAAAUUACAAAACGAAACUUUAUUAAACAAUAUUGGGAAUACCAACAGUAGUACAAAUAGUAAUGUAAAUAGUAAUAAUAAUAAUAAUAAUAGUAAUGUCAAUAGUAUGAAUAGCAGUAAUAAAAAUUAUAGUCCGAAUGAUAGUUUAAGAAAUAUUCAAACUUAUGAACAACAAUCAAAUGUUAAUAAUAGCUAUAAUAAUAAUAAUAAUAGUAAUAAUAAUAAUAUUAGUAAAGAGCUUGGUAUGGUGCCUAAUGAAUGUAGAAAUUUGUUUUUAUCGCAACAGCCUCAGCAACCAUUACCAAGUCAUCCACAAAAACAACAAUAUAUACAACAGCAUCAACAACAACAACAACAACAACAACAACAACAACAACAACAACAACAACAACAACAACAACAACAACAACAGCAACAGCAACAACAAUAUAUACAACAACAACAACAACAACAAUAUCAUAGUCAAAUGAAAAAUCAAUCAAUAAACUUUAACAGUUUAAAAAUAAGCGAUGAUAUAAAUAUAGAUAGUUCAAUAACACAAUCUGAACUUGUUGAUGCAUUAAUAGACGAAGAAAAUCGACAAAGUCAUUCAACAUCAACUUCAUCAUGGCCAAAAAAUUAA